AUUAUUUUAACAUGAAAAUUACUCUGAUGGAGAUUACAAAUAAUAGUCAUGUCUAUUUUCUAAUUUUUAGUCAUGAUUUUAUUUUUGAAAGUGUGUAGUGUAGUGUGUCAACGCUGCUUUUGCUAAAUGGAGGUUAUGUUUGUUCGGCAUUUCAAACGGUGUUUGAAACAACAACUUUCGAUGUUUCUGUCAAACUUAUAAUUUGAAUAAGACCUCUAGGUUCGUUUCUAGCCACGAAAAAUCUAGGACAAUACUAAAAAAAAUACAAUUUUAUAGUAAUAAACUGUUUUGAGUGAGAAUUAAAAAGAAAUUCUUUGAAAUUUCAAUCAUGGAAGACCAGGCAUGUCCACGUUGUAAAACAACAAAAUAUCGAAAUCCGUCUUUAAAAUUGAUGGUAAACCUUUGUGGACAUACACUAUGUGAAAGCUGUGUCGAUCUUCUCUUUUUGAAAGGCUCUGGCUCGUGUCCAGAAUGUAAUGCAGCCCUCCGCCGGACAAAUUUCCGCGUUCAGCUCUUCGAGGACCCUAUGGUAGAAAAGGAAGUAGACAUAAGAAAAAGAGUGCUUCGUGACUUCAACAAAAAGGAGGAAGAUUUCCCAACCCUGCGAGAAUACAACAAUUACCUCGAAGAAAUCGAGAACAUCAUAUACAACCUCGCAAACAAUAUUGAUGUGAUCGAGACGAACAAAAAGAUAGAGCAGUACAAGCGAGAAAACAAGGAGCUAAUCCUGAAAAAUAAAUCGAAACUCAGUAAGAAGGAGGUCGAACUGGAAGAGCUGAUAGAACUCGAGAAGCAAAAGGAAAAAGCGAAAGUCCUCGAAUUGGCCCAGCUGGAUAAGGAGAUCGAGAAAAAUAAAAUUCGGGAGAAGGAAGCUCUCAUACAGGAACUUAUGUUUUCCGAGGGAAAUGCGAAAAGUAUUGUGAAAACCUUCGCCUCGGUUAUUCAGGGCUCGAAAGAGGAGAAACAGGUGGCACCGCCUGUGCAGAAAGUUACGCAAUUCAGUUCGGGAAUCAAGUUUGGAAAUCAGGGAGGAAAUAGUUUUCUGCCCGUUCCGAAAGUCGAGGAAGGUCCUCUAUAUUCCUACACGGAAAUCAGACAAGAUAUUGAAGGUCCAGCGCCACCCGACAUGCGAGAAUUGCAGACGCGGGGUUAUUUAAAAAAUGUGAGAUCUGAGAAUUCGGCAGAGAGAGCUGGAGGUUUUCGAGCUAAUAUUGCCUGUCUCAGGGCUCUGCAGGAGGCGAUGGUAGGCCUCUAUCAUAAUCCGCUGGAUCGACAAAACGAGUCGAUGAUGAUUUGACCUUACGAAUGGUCCUAGAUUUUCGAAUUUUUUUGGAAAUUAUCACUUUGCCAGGGAUCACAGUUAAAUUUACUGCAUUUUCAGAACAAGAUAUUUGAAUUAAAUAAACAAUUUCGGACCUCGGAAAGUAGUCUCGAGAUUGAAUCGGAAAAUUUUAAGAUCCAUUUGCUUGAAAUUUAUUAAAGAGAUUUAGGGUGUCU
Molecule: messenger RNA, 1497 nt
Organism: Belonocnema kinseyi
Lineage: Eukaryota; Metazoa; Arthropoda; Insecta; Hymenoptera; Cynipidae
Gene: Mat1
Product: CDK-activating kinase assembly factor MAT1
Exons: 2
Coding region: 329-1297 (322 amino acids)
Biological process (GO): positive regulation of cyclin-dependent protein serine/threonine kinase activity; regulation of transcription by RNA polymerase II; nucleotide-excision repair
Cellular component (GO): transcription factor TFIIH holo complex
Molecular function (GO): cyclin-dependent protein serine/threonine kinase activator activity
Source: RefSeq, a predicted model, not a curated record